GCUGGCAGAGAACAGAGACCCAGAGACAGGCAGUGAGAAGGUAGCUGACCAAGCCACAGAACAGAACCAACCCCACCGAGAAUCUCCAGCAGGACGACAGACGCUUAGGCCACACCUGCUACAGACCCCAAACACCCCACCAGCCAAGCCGGACCCUUGAAGAAUGGCCAACGCGCAGACACAGGCGGCCCCCACACCAACCAUCCCAAUGGCGACUACAGAGGACCUAUCCCUCCCUCCACCCCAGGUCCUGGAGGAUCUGCCACCACCGCCACCCAAGGAGUCCUUCUCUAAGUUCCACCAGCAGCGGCAAGCUGGAGAGCUCCGCCGCCUCUACAGGCACAUCCACCCUGAGCUCCGCAAAAACUUGGCCGAGGCCGUGGCCGAGGACCUGGCUGAGGUCCUGGGCUCUGAGGAGCCCACGGAGGGUGAUGUCCAGUGCAUGCGCUGGAUCUUUGAGAACUGGCGGCUGGAUGCCAUUGGCGAUCAUGAGAAGCCAGCUGCCAAAGAGCCUGUGCCAGGCGGAGACGUCCAGGCCACUUCCCGAAAGUUUGAGGAAGGAUCCUUUGCCAACAGCACAGAGCGGGAGCCAGGAGGACCCCGGCCAUCAGGAGGUGAUGUUCGUGCAGCCCGGUGGCUCUUUGAGACCAAGCCACUAGAUGAGCUGGGGGGCCAAGAGGAGACAACAGAGCCUACUGUGAGGGAACCUGCGGCCAGUGGAGAUGUGAAGGGUACUAAGAUGCUCUUUGAGACGCGGCCGCUGGACCGCCUGGGCUCCCGCCCCUCCAUCCAAGAGCAGAGCCCCUUGGAGCUGCGCUCAGAGAUCCAGGAGCUGAAGGGCGAUGUGAAGAAAACCGUGAAGCUGUUCCAAACAGAGCCACUGUGUGCUAUCCAGGAUGCAGAAGGGGCCAUCCAUGAGGUCAAGGCCGCAUGUCGAGAAGAGAUCCAAAGCAACGCAGUGAGGUCUGCCCGCUGGCUCUUUGAGACACGACCUCUGGAUGCCUUCAACCAAGACCCCAGCCAGGUGCGGGUAAUCCGGGGGAUCUCCCUAGAGGAGGGGGCACGGCCCGAUGUCAGUGCAACACGUUGGAUCUUUGAGACGCAGCCCCUGGAUGCCAUCCGGGAGAUCUUGGUGAAUGAGAAGGACUUCCAGCCAUCCCCAGACCUUAUUCCUCCUGGCCCAGAUGUUCAGCAGCAGCGGCAUCUGUUUGAGACACGAGCCCUGGACACUCUGAAGGGGGAAGAGGAGGCUGGAGCAGAGGCUCCACCUAAGGAAGAGGUGGUCCCUGGUGAUGUUCGCUCCACCCUGUGGCUAUUUGAGACAAAACCUCUGGACACUCUCAGAGACAAGGUCCAAGUGGGUCACCUGCAGCGGGUGGGCCACCAGGAGGGUGAAGGACUCAUGUGUGAGCAUCUACCCAAUGAUGGCUCCUCAGCACUGUCUCUGUCUCAGGGUGUGCCCCAGAGAGAUGGGGUGAAGGGGGAUGUGAAGACCUUCAAAAACCUUUUUGAGACCCUUCCCCUAGAUAGUAUUGGACAGGGUGAGCCUUUGGUCCCAGAUAGUGCAAACGGAUCAGAAACAACUGAUUCUGCUAGACAGUCCCAGGGUGUAGGAUCCCCAGUAUAUGCCAUGCAGGACAUCAAGGGUCGCCUCCAUGCCCUGACCUCUGUCAGCAGAGAGCAGGUAGUGGGAGGUGAUGUGAAGGGCUACCGAUGGAUGUUUGAGACACGGCCUCUAGAUCAGCUGGGUCGAAGCCCUAGUACCAUUGAUGUAGUACGAGGCAUCACCCGGCAGGAAGUGGUGGCUGGGGACGUUGGCACUGCUCGGUGGCUUUUUGAGACCCAGCCCCUGGAGAUGAUCCACCAGCGGGAACAGCAAGAACGACUGGAAGAGGAGAGAAAGAAUCAAGAAGGCCCCAAGUCUGAGACUCCCCCAAAGGGCGAUGUGCAGACCAUCCGGUGGUUGUUUGAGACAUGCCCAAUGAGUGAGCUGGCAGAGAAGCAGGGGUCAGAGGUCACAGAUCCCACAACCAAGGCUGAGGCCCGGUCCUGCACCUGGAUGUUCAAGCCUCCACCCCUGGACCAGGCAGAGGGCUCCAGGGAGAAGCACCUGCAGGUCAGUCAGGUCCAGGCUGGGGAAAGACAGACAGAUGGACAUGUCUUUGAGACUGAACCUCUACAAGCCUCUGCAGGCCGUCCCUGUGGAAGAGGACCUGUGCGAUACUGCAGCCGGGUGGAGAUCCCUUCAGGACAGGUGUCUCGUCAGAAGGAGGUUUUCCAGGCCCUGGAGUCAGGGAAGAGAGAAGAUCAGGGGGUCAAGAUAACCCCGGGCCCCAUCGCCGAAGGUUCUGUACACAAGUUCACCUGGCUCUUCGAGAAUUGCCCCAUGGGCUCCCUGGCAGCUGAGAGCAUCCGAGGGGGCAAUCUCCAGGAGGAGCAGCCCGGGAGACCCUCAGAAAAUGGGAUGCUAGAGAAGCAAGAGACUGCAGCAGAGUUGACCCUGAGGACACUGCAUGCCACACCUGGCAUCCUGCACCAUGGGGGCAUCCUCAUGGAGACCCGAGGGCCAGGGGACCUCUGCCUUGCUAAGUACAUGCUCCCCAGCCCAGGGCAGGGUCAUCCUCACAUACGGAAGGAGGAGCUGGUGUCUGGCGAGCUUCCCAGGAUUGUCCGCCAAGUGUUGCGCCGGCCAGACAUUGACCAGCAAGGACUGUUGGUACAGCAGGACCCAACUGGCCAGCUUCGGCUCCAGCCACUGAGGCUGCCAGCUCCUGGCAACGGUGGGAAUAUUGAAGACCUGGAUCCCGAGCUCCAGCAACUGCUGGCUUGUAGCCUCGGGGCCUCUGUGACAAGGACUGGGCUGGUGAUGCAGGAGACAGAGCAGGGCCUAGUCUCUCUGACGGCCUACUCCCUACAGCCCCAGCUACCCAGCAGGGCCCCCGAAAGGAGAAGUGUGCAGUUGCUGGCCAGCUGCAUAGACAAAGGAGACCUGAGUGGCCUGCACGACCUUCGGUGGGAGCCACCGGCUGACCCAAGUCCAGUGCCAGCCAGCGAGGGGGCCCAGAAGCUUCCCCCAACUGACAACAUCAUUCGUGUUCCUCCACUGGACCCCAGCAUGGGGGUGGGACAUCCCAGAGGCCUGCCUCAGGCCAUUGGAAAGGCAAUCCCUCUGGCUGGGGAAACUGCCACCCCAACCCCAUUGCAGGAUGCAAAGAAACAAGAAGACAGCCAUCACACUGGGCAGAAAGGAAUGGCAGCCAUGGGAAAGUCAGGAGGAGCCAUGGCUACCCCACCAGGGCCUGGGACCCCAGACCUACAGGCAGCCAUGCAGAGUUUGCGGAUGGAAACAGCCAAGGCCCAGAGUCUGCACCAGCAAGUUCUGAACAAGCACAAACAGGCCUCCGCCCCUGCAGCCACCUCCGCACCCGUCCAAGAUGGUCUCCUGAAAGCACCAGCCACUGCCACUGGGGCCACCCAGAGCAACAGCAGGCCCAUGGCCAGAGGUGACUCCAGGAACCCGGCAACUCCCAGAAAGGUCAGUGGGGAAGAGAAAGCACUACCUAGAGGGCUGCCUGAGGGGUGGGUGACGAUUCAGGAUGGCGUCUACACUGCUCACCCUGUGAGGACUUUUGAACCACCCAGGGGUGUCCAACCUUCUGAGAAGGAACCCCAACCAAGGGACAGGCAGACUGUCCUCUCAGCCCAAGCUCCCAGCCCACUCCAGGGAGGCCCAGGUCAGAGUCCUGGGCCAGGGCAGAAGGAGCCUGGAAGCCACACACAGAGAACCUGGGAAUCUCCUGGGAAUCUCCAAUUCUGCUCAGGGGGCCUCCAAGCUGCAAAGACCACCCUAAAGACUGCCCCUUUAGCCCACAACACUCUGCCCUCUGGGGUCCAUGCUGCAGGUGCCAACCGGCACUCCCAUAAUGCCUCUGUUCCUCCUCCUCCUACUCUCCCAGCUGCUGUGACGGGACCUGACUUCUCAGCCCAAGCCCGCCAUGAUGAAGACUCCACCCAACAGACCUCCAAGCCCUUGCAGGACUCCCUUCACAUCCACAGCAGCCCUGCUGGCCAGAAAACCUCUGGGGGGUCACAGACAAAGGCCCCCAAAUUGGAGCCUGCCAUUACUCCAAGGAAGAAACCCCCGGUGCCCCCCAAACCUGCACACCUAGCCCAGACCCACCCUCCUCAGAGGCUGCCCAAGCCUUCAGCUCUCUCUCCCAACUUCUCCUUGCAGACGGGACAACAAAAAUACAAACCAGGUGAGACAGAAGCAGCCAUUCCUCAGCAGGCCAAAAUUCCCACCGCCUCAGGCCAGGGCUGCAUGCCUCUGGUUGUAUGCUCCAGUGGACAGAGCCAUCCUGACCCCCAACACAGCCUCAGCACUGUGGCCUCCAGACCCACCAAGGAUCAUGCUGCUGGCAGCAAUGUCCAGAGCCCUGAGCCCCAUAAGUUCAAUGCUCUCAGUAAUGACUGCACCUCACCGCAGCAGGACUCCAGUCCCCCAAGAGAGCAGCCCAUGGAAUGUUCCAAGCAAGGAGCCCCUGAGAACCCUCAGAUUCUGCAGGGAAGCCAGCAAGAGCUCCAGGGCCUCCUGAGCCAGGUACAAGCUCUGGAGAAGGAAGCAGCAAGCAGCGUGGAUGUGCGUGCCCUGAAGAGGCUCUUUGAGACUAUGCCCCAGCUUGGAGAGGCUGCCUCUCAGGUCUCUGAUGCUCCCUGCAAACCAGAGGUCUCGGUGGAGCAGGCCUUUGGGGAACUGACACGGGUCAGCACAGAGGUUGCUCGCCUGAAGGAACAGACCCUGGCCAGGCUGCUGGACAUUGAAGAAGCUGUACACAAAGCCCUCAGCUCUAUGUCUAGCCUGCAGCCAGAGGUGAACACCAGGAACCAUUCCCAAGGACCCCACAAAGAUCCCAGUACCCAAAAGGUCAGUGUCUUAGCCAGUAGUAGAGCCAGGCCCAGUGACUUAGACCAGGAGGUCAAAGAUCCAAUUGAAGUCAAGAGCCAAGCCAAGGUGGAAUGCCAUACUGAGGACCAGGGUCAAGCCAAUAUCACAAAUCACACAGAGGCCAGAGGUCAGGUUGCUUCAGCUGCUUCUCCUACCAGGAGGCUGGAGACAUUGAGAGAAGAUUCAGGCCUCCCUCGAGUCUUACCUUUCAGCAGAGAUUCACCCUCCUCCCCAACCUUCAUCUCCAUCCAAUCAGCCACACGGAAGCUUCCAGAGGCUUCCAGCCCUAAAGGCAGCCAUGACGUCUCAGGGAAAAGCAUACACUUGGCUCAGGACAUAGGACAGACCCAACUUCACCAGGAAAGUGCCCAGGACCUGGCUAGGAAAAAGGAAGUGGUCACACAGUGCUCUGAGCAGCCCAAGCCUACGCCCACCUCAGAGCGCCCCCUGCCCACAGAGCGGCAAAAGAGUGUCCUGGAGUUGCAGACUGUGCCGGGCGGUUCCCAGUGCUAUGGAGCCACAAGAACCGUGACGGAACAGUAUGAGGAGGUAGACCAGUUUGGGAACACAGUCCUUGCAUCCUCCACUGUAGUCACUGAGCAGGCAGAACCGCUCAGCUGUCCCCACCUGGGGGUCCAUGCCUCCCCCUUGCUGAGGCAGUUCCUGCACAGCCCAGCUGGGUUCAACAGUGGCCUAGAAGAAGCUGAGAUGGCGUGGAUGCCCUACGGCCACUCCUAGCCAGCUGCUCACUGAGCACCUUCACCUCCCACCCAUCACUUGGGUGCCUUCUUCCAGGGCCCCAGGAGUAAGAUGGGUCCCUCCCUCCUGCACACAUAGGGAGAGGACCAAGAAGAAAGGGCAUCUCUAAGGAUUGUUGAGGACUAUUUCUCUUUUGUCAGUUCCAUCAGUAUGCUCAAUUCUUGCAAAUAAAGGGGAAGAAAGGUUAAAAAGAGGCCCACUAAGUAACAGAGGCACGGGGUGAAGACCGCCAGCCCCACUUGUAGAAGAUGUAGCAUGUACACAUGCUGCUCACACAGACCCGGCCCAAGCUUUGACCUGUGGUCAUCUGCACGUCAUUGUCUACAGAGUUGGAACCCCCAGCCUUUCUUUCUUUUAUUAGGAUUCUGAAUGUUCUUAGCCUUCUGCUCCUUAAUCCCUGGAGAAAACCUAACUGGUCACAGCACUGGUCUCUGUUAGGAAUUGGUCUGAGAGACCCAAAAGCACCUGGCCUCCAGUCCCUCCUUCACCACCUUCAUCAUUCAUCUGGUCAUCCUCGUGACCCAAAGGUCACGUGAAAAGAGUUCGAAAUCAACAGGGCCCUUAGGAUCCAAAUGCACUGUCUUUCUCUGCCCCCUCCUGCCCACUGCCCCUCUUCAUCCCAAAUGGGAAAGAUUCUGUCUGAAUAAACCAAAGCUUGAUUCUCUA
This is a messenger RNA of Marmota monax (woodchuck), 6370 nucleotides long. RefSeq names its product xin actin binding repeat containing 1 (gene Xirp1). Gene Ontology annotation, molecular function: actin filament binding. Gene Ontology annotation, biological process: actin filament organization; actin cytoskeleton organization. The transcript is spliced from 2 exons. The coding region runs from base 164 to 5683 and encodes 1839 amino acids. Gene Ontology annotation, cellular component: stress fiber; focal adhesion. Lineage: Eukaryota; Metazoa; Chordata; Mammalia; Rodentia; Sciuridae. The record is from RefSeq and is a predicted model, not a curated record.